Molecule: messenger RNA, 2058 nt
Organism: Capronia coronata CBS 617.96
Lineage: Eukaryota; Fungi; Ascomycota; Eurotiomycetes; Chaetothyriales; Herpotrichiellaceae
Exons: 1
Coding region: 1-2058 (685 amino acids)
Source: RefSeq, a predicted model, not a curated record
AUGCUGGGUGCACGAGCCCGUGCGGCUGAGUACAAUGCUUUCAAAGCCGCAUCUGCGAGGCAAGCUUCGCGCGAGGCUGAGGAACAAAAGUUGCCGCCAAAACCCGUGCCCGUGUCUCUGAGCGCGUUCACCAAGAGCACCCAGCCAAAUCGAAACAAGGGCACCAAAGCCUAUAAGCCUUUGGUCUUGGAAGACACGUCUGAAGAUGGCAAUGAAGAUGACAAUGAGACGUUGGAGGAGCCAGAUGUGAGCAACGGGGACACACCUUCGACACCUAGCCGCCCGGCUACUGCUGCCGUCAAUCGUGGAAGUCCUGAUACCGGCGAGAUUGAGACUCCCUUAGGCCCUCGUAAUCCUCAACCCGUCCAAGCCACGGCACCAGCCUUUUCGGCACCAACCGCGCCCAAAGCCAUGAUUGCUGCUGCUGCAGCUGAACGAAAAUCAGGGUUUGCUUUUCCAACACCUCAGCACAAUCAGUCGCGUUCCGUCAUCAGACAGUCCCAGAAAACCGUUCCGACCAGUGUGCAGAGUUCACCAAGCACCUUCUCUGGAAUCGGUGGGUUGCCGUACUCUGAUUUCAUAUCGCCCUACUUACCAGCUCUUCCCCCGAUAGAUUACCCACCACAGCGGCCGUACCGACCAUCCCGGUACUUUGGCAAUACGAUGGCCCCCUCUGACUUGAGCCCCACGAAGCAGGAGAACAAACUGAACGCGCUGUCCCAAAACCACGCCGGCCCGUCCCAACGGUUCGGAUCGACUCACCAGCAAUUUUCGGAAAGCCCAGGCAUGCAGAGUAGAUCGCAGAUCCCCAGCAACGCCUACGCCUACACCAAUGCCAACCCUGAUUGGAACGCAUAUCAGCAAUUUGGUGGAUUUGGGAGUGAUCCUACCCAACGUCCAACUUUUCAGCACUUCAAUUCUGAUGGAUUCAUCCCACCCAAUGAGCAGCCGCGCCAGUCUCGUCCCAUGCCUCCUGCAAGCCUUCCUAGACGCGAGUCCUAUCCAGAUACCGAAGCGUCGUUCCUGAACCUUGGACCCAUGCUGGGUAGUCCAGCGAAAAUUGUAGGUCAGCCCAUUCAACCCAGCUCAGCUGAGGCUAGCGAGGAUGAGCCAUAUGACCGCAACAGCAAGAUGCAGCAUUUCGUUGCGGCACAGCAGGCACUGGCAAAGAUAGGCAAGACAGUUUUGCACAACCCAGAUCUGCAUCGCACCAAAACCAUCGAAUCGCAAGGACAGGCAUCAGUGGAGAACAGCGUGGCACCAGCAGAAUAUCAAUCUCAGAUCGAAGAGAAGGAAGAUAGGGAUAACCACCGUCCAGGACCUCGGUCUUGCUUGAAGCCGCCACAAGGUUUUGAGAGUCAUGCAGCUGGUAUCCUCGAUCUAGACGAACACGUAACAAGAAACCCGUCUCCUCUGAACGACGAGGCACUUCGAACAGAAUUUGGAGUUGGCACGGACGACUGGUGUGAGCUUAAGCCUGUGUCGAGGAGCGAGCGGCUGAAGAUGAACAAGGCCAUGAAGCUCUGCAGCACGUCCAUCCACGCCGACACCCCCAAACCUCUGUUCUCACGAGGGCAGACCAGCAGACGUGAUAAUAUCCUCCACUCGCUGGAAGCAGAGGACGGACGCAUUGACCCUGUGAAGAGAACCAUGGUGGCACGAAUCGCUGACGACCACGUCGCAAGCCGACUCGCGAAGAAUAUGGGUAGUGAUGAAGUUGCGGGCAAUGUCUCGGAGGAUGUCGAGGUGGAAAAGGCAUCAAUCCUCGCGGUGGGGGAGAUAUUGGCAAAUCUUAAAGACGCGCCAGCAGCUGACCAUGAGGCAUUUCCCGACAAAUACAAACCGGCACCGGAGUAUGCCAUCGAACGAGGUCGACUAUUGACUGGACAAUCUGGAAGCUCAAGCUUCUUUGAGGAGGACACGGGUGGAUUUUACAACGCUCCUAGCCGUAUCGCGCGAGACCCAAGAUUCCGCCCCGCCGACAAGGAAGGCAACAAGCCCAAAUCAGAAGAUGAAUGGAAGCACCGAUUCGACAUGUAUGGGAGACGGCGACUGUGA